Molecule: messenger RNA, 2378 nt
Organism: Daphnia carinata
Lineage: Eukaryota; Metazoa; Arthropoda; Branchiopoda; Diplostraca; Daphniidae
Gene: scaf6
Product: calcium homeostasis endoplasmic reticulum protein-like
Exons: 7
Coding region: 100-2334 (744 amino acids)
Biological process (GO): intracellular calcium ion homeostasis; RNA processing
Cellular component (GO): perinuclear region of cytoplasm
Molecular function (GO): RNA binding
Source: RefSeq, a predicted model, not a curated record
ACCAACAAACUACCUACGCCGGCACCCAUAGAAACAACUGGCAGCAUAGGAGAAGGAUUAAGUUUUCAACCGAGUUUGAAAUUAAGCAAAAUUAUCAAAAUGGAACUUCCUCGUCCCCCAGAAGACAUUGAGCUUCGAAACAUAAUCGACAAACUGGCGCAGUUUGUAGCGAGAAAUGGUCCAGAAUUCGAGCAAAUGACCAAAAACAAACAAAGAGACAACCCAAAAUUUGGAUUUCUGUUUGGUGGAGAAUAUUUCAACUAUUACCAGUUCCGUGUCACAACAGAGCAAGCCAUCUUGAAACAAAAAUAUGUCCGGGAACAAAGUCAACCGAUGAGCUACCCCCUCAACUAUGGCCCACCUCCCAUUGCAGAACACCCUGGCCCUGGCUUCAACAGAAAUUACAAUUAUGGCCCAUCAUGGCCAAGGCCUCACCAACAACCACCAGUACCCAGCCCGAUGUCCUACCCUGGGCAAAAUCCGAUCCCUCCCCAAACAGAUCUGAUUGCCUUAAAAGGGGCUAAGGAUGUACUGGUUGCCCAGCAGACUCAACUUCAAGAACAGAUCAAACAAAGUGAGAGCAAUUUGGCUGCUCAACAUCAGGUGACAGUUCAACAGCAGAAAAAGCAAACAGAAGAAACUGUCAAACUGCAACAUGAGAAAGAAGUUAUGGAGAAAGCACUUGCAUGUGGCAUGAAUUUGGCAGAGUUUGAAUUGCUUCUGCUGCCCAUUAUGGAGUCUUGCACCAAAGAAUCUAUCUCACAGGGCAAAGCAUGGAUACUCCACCAUGUGCUGCAAGCACAUUCCUCCUCUGAUGCCAUUGCACAAUACCUUCUCUUCAAAACAAUUCAGAGCAAUCAAUUCACCCAGAAACUUCAUUUGAUCUAUUUGGUCAACGACGUGCUGCAUCACUGCCUACGUAAAGGACCAGACACGCUAUUGAAAACCCUUGAACAAGUCGUCGUACACAUGUUUUCCAAUGCUAGUCUGGCGGCAACGGACGAGGAGCAGAACGCCAAGUUACAAAAACUGGUCGUUUUGUGGCAGUCAAAAAACAACUUGUUUGACCGUGGUCUACUAGAAAGGUUACACGCGCCUUUGCAAUUGUGGAACGAGUACCAUAAUAGCUUGGCGGCGAAAUACUCCACAGCCGUAACCAAUGCCACUAGCCACAUACAACAUACCUACGAAAACUAUCGGAGUCAACAUCAAGCAUUUGUCAAUCAUGCAAAUCACCAGAUCCAGCAGUUGGAACAACAAAAACUACAAAUUGAAGAGCAGAUUGCCGCCGCUGCCAGUUUACAGCCAUACAGUGCUCCCCAUCAUACCAUGCCUCCCGAUUUUCUUUCUCGUCCACCGCCUAUUGCUGCCCUCAACGUUCCUCAAAAUUACCCGACUGAAGGGAUCGAACCCAAGGCCCCUUAUUUCGACUUACCAGCGGGAUUACUUGUGCCUCUCGUGAAAAUGGAAGAGAGCGAGUACAAGAGCAUUGAUCCGAAAGACAUUCGCUUGCCCGCGCCUCUGCCACCAUCUGAGCGGUUGAUUGCUGCCAUUGAUUUCUUCUACGCGCCGCCAUCGCACGACCGACCACGCAACGCUGAUGGGUGGGAACAAAUGGCUCUAUUUGAAUUUUACAAAAAUAAAGCAGCUGCCAAGAAGAAGAAAGAAGAUGAUAUUGCUGCAGGAUUACGAGAAUUGUCGCCGCCUCCUACUCCUAUCGAAGCUGCAGAAGAAUAUUCGCAAGAAGCGGGUGGUAAAAAUGGAAUCAGAAGUCCAGUUCGUCGACGCUUCCGCAGCGAGUCACCAGAGGAAGAGCUUAAAGAAGAAACGAGACGGGCGAGAUCAAGGUCUGGAUCACCAAGGGGCUCACAGAAACGCCGCAGAAGUCGAUCGAAUUCAGAAUCACCUCGUCGGACUGUAUGUUCUACGUCUCCUACACCUACGCGUUCGGAAUCGAGAUCAAAUUCGCCUGUUGUUAUGACAAGAUUUCAGCCAAAAAGGAGUCCUACACCGCCUUCAGAAAUGGCAUCGCUGUCCUUCGCCAAAGGUUUCACGAAUAAGUUGGACGAAAAUAAUCGAGGACAUCAACUGCUAUGUAAAAUGGGAUGGGGAGGAGCUGGACUUGGCGCCAAUGAACAGGGUAUCGCUGAACCCAUUAAAGGCGGAGAGGCUCGUGAUCGCGUAGAUCAAUUCAAAGGUGUCGGCAUUAAUAUUCGCGAUCCAUUUGAAAAUUUCCGCAAAAGCAAAGGUCAAGCAUUCAUCACGAGAAUGCGUUCACGCGCCGAAGAACGGGAGAAAGAAAAAGGUGAAACUGAUGAACCUCCUACACCCUAAUCUAUCUUAUUGCAAUUACGAAAAUACAGUUGAUUUUCUAAUUA